Molecule: messenger RNA, 1617 nt
Organism: Bufo bufo (common toad)
Lineage: Eukaryota; Metazoa; Chordata; Amphibia; Anura; Bufonidae
Gene: VASP
Product: vasodilator stimulated phosphoprotein
Exons: 12
Coding region: 287-1387 (366 amino acids)
Biological process (GO): actin cytoskeleton organization; positive regulation of actin filament polymerization; axon guidance
Molecular function (GO): profilin binding; SH3 domain binding
Source: RefSeq, a predicted model, not a curated record
GCCGCUUUAAGAGAAGGCUGAACUACGCGAGAGAGGAAGUGAUAGCGACCCAGAGAAAGAGACAGACAGGGAGAGAGAGAGAGACACGGGGCAGGUGGGAGAGACAGACAGGGGCUGGAGAGAGAGACAGACAGGGGGCAGGUGGGAGAGAUUGGGGCAGGAGACAGACGGCUGUAGGGCGGGGGCGGCUGCGGACAGCUGGGGGUGACUUCCUGCUAUGCUCAGAUAGCUGAGGGGCCGCACAGGUGAGCAGCUCCCAUUCCUACCAGCAGGAGGCGCCGCCAGGAUGAGUGAGACCGCGGUGGUCGCCGCCAGGGCCACCGUCAUGCUGUAUGAUGAUUCCAGUAAGAAGUGGAUCAAUGCCGGGGCUGGCCCCACCGGACACAGCCGAGUCCAGCUGUACUACAGCCCGGGGCCCCAGACCUACCGCGUGGUGGGGCGGAAGAUCUCCGAUCAACAGGUUGUUAUUAAUUGCCCCCUGGUCCGUGGAUUGAAGUACAAUCAGGCCACGCCCAAUUUCCACCAGUGGCGGGAUGCGCGGCAGGUGUGGGGGCUGAACUUCGGCAGUAAGGAGGAGGCCGGACAGUUCGCUGCUGGGAUAUUGCAGGCGCUCGAAUGUCUGGACACAGGUGCUGCCUGGCCCAGUCAGCAGAAUGGACCCAAAGUGGAAGAGCAGGAGCCACCCAGGAAGCUGCAGCCAGAACUGGAGGCCAGAGUCCAGAGUCCAGUUGCGCCAGUGACCCCGUCAUCAGCUGGACCUCCUGCACCGCCAGGACCUCCUGCACCGCCAGGACCUCCUCCACCGCCAGGACCACCACCUCCUCCUGGGGCUCCACCAGCUCCUCCUGGGAGUGGACCUCCCCCUGCUCCCCCUCUGCCUUCAGGAGGUGGAGCUGUGACCAAUGGAGGAGGCCUGGCCGCCGCAUUAGCUGCCGCCAAGCUGAAGAAAGCGACAAAGGAUGAGUCGGGGGGCUCCUCUCCCAGUAGUGGGGUGCCGUCCAAACCAGACAUUAGCCGCACCAGUGGAGGAGCAUCGACAGGCGGCGGAGGUGGAGGACUCAUGCAGGAGAUGAAUCAGAUGCUGGCCCGCAGGAAGAAGAUGAGUGAUCGCCCAACCCCCACUGCCACACAGGACGAUAAUGACAUCAGCAGUGGGCGGAGCCAGGCUGACUCGGCUCGUCGUCCUUGGGACAGGGGAAGCACCACGUUGCCGAGGAUGAAGUCCACAGUCAGCAGCCCCGAUGUGGCCCCAAGCUCCGAGGAGUCUGAUUCAAUGGAGAGGAUUAAGCAGGAGUUAUUGGAAGAAAUGAGGAAGGAGCUGCAGAAGGUGAAGGAGGAGAUCAUAGAAGCCUUCAUGCAGGAACUGCGCAGGACCAGCACCUCGUGAUUCUGGCGACCGCCUACUGUGAAGUCUCAGGCUCCACCCACUGCGCUGCACCGCAGACUCUGCAAUCAUUCCCAUGCUGGGGGCGACAGGCCCGUCAAUCAAGGUCUACGGGCAACCUGUACCCUUCACAGCCCUGUAUUGCUGCUGGGCCCGCUGGCUCCUACUGUACUAACACAUGCUCUGUGCCUCUCCCUGAACUGCUCCUCCUCCAUCUCCUCUCCCUGAACUGC